AUGGCGUCUGGAAGACUUGACACACUCAGCGCUAUUAACAUUAAGCUUCCAAUCUUGAGGAAUGACAUCAAAGUGUUAGAAUCUAGCAAACCAGGUCUCUGCUUUACGGCUCCUGAUGUGGAGAAUGUUAGAGCUCUCAUCAGCGACAGAGAUUGGGCAGAUCUUAAGGACCGUCCUGCCUUCAUUCGAUUUCCGAAUGUGGGAGUGGCGCUGCUCGACCCUGGCAAGAAGCUAAAAAGGGACCCACGGUCACUUGCGGAAGCCAACAACAGAGAAGAUAAGCGCUUCUGGUUCGAUGCGGCCUAUUCGGAAUUUGCUGCCAUUGAUGGCAAUCAUAAGAAACUCAACACGGAUGGUUCAAUUGACAAGUACAAGGCUCGUCUUGUUGUUCAGGGGUUUCGUCAAAAGUUUGGUGUUGACUAUGUUGACACCUUUGCACCGGUAAUGAGAUUCAGCACUGUUCGUCUCAUUUUCGCCCUGAGUGCGGCGAAGAACUGCGAAAUGCACCACGUCGAUGUUAAAAAUGCUUUCUUGAAUGGAGAUCUAGAAGAAGACAUCUAUGUCAAGCCACCAACAGGAAUUGACCAUAAUACCCCUCCUGGCAUGGUCUGGAAGCUGAAUAAAAGCUUAUAUGGACUGAAGCAAGCCCCUCUGUGUUGGAACAAGAAGCUUGUUGACAAGUUGGAAGCUCUAGGUUACAAAGCUGCCAAGAAAGAACCCUGUCUCUUUUACAAGAUUAAUGGCAAAGACUUCAGUAUUAUAGGUCUUUAUGUUGACGACAUCUUAACGGCGUCAAACGUACCGGGAGAAUUCGAGCGGUUUUUCAAGGGCCUAUCUGGUUACUUUGCCAUCAAAGAUGAAGGUGGUGUUAACAAAUUCUUGGGAAUCAGAGUCCAAGACUCCGACAGGACAAUAUCUCUGGAUCUGGAACAUUAUAUUGCUGACAUGAUUGAGGUUUUCAAAUUGAGUAAUCAAACAGCUAAGUCGAUACCGUUGCCCAAGAAACAUGGCCUUGAUUUCCCACAGGGCCUCGAUGCUCGUCCAGCUAACCAAUCGCUAUAUCGCAGCAUUCUUGGCAAGCUACAGUUUGCUGCUCAGACGGCUCGUCCAGACAUUGCCUAUGCUACAGGCAAGCUUGCUCAGUAUUCGAGUGACCCUAGAGCCAUUCAUAUGGAUAGAGCUUAUCAUGUUCUGAGCUACCUCAAAGGCACCAAGGACCUGGCAAUUGUCUAUCACAAAAAUGUACCAGGCGCCUCUCCGCGGCUUCUGAGAGGCUGGUCAGAUGCCGAUUGGGCAAACGAUCCUGACAGGAAGUCUAUCUCAGGCUUUGCAUUCUCUCACGGUCCUUCAACCUUCUCUUGGAAGUCGGCCAAACAGAAGCUGACAGCAACUUCCACAACCGAGGCUGAGCUGAUUGCCGCUUUUGUUGAGCAUGCAAUGUUGUCGCAGACUAGUGCAGUUGAUAAUGCACGUGAGUUUGGGUGGGAAACUAUGGUUGAUAACCUAUGUUUAUUUUAG
Molecule: messenger RNA, 1518 nt
Organism: Magnusiomyces paraingens
Lineage: Eukaryota; Fungi; Ascomycota; Dipodascomycetes; Dipodascales; Dipodascaceae
Exons: 2
Coding region: 1-1518 (505 amino acids)
Source: RefSeq, a predicted model, not a curated record